UGCAACAUCAAAAAGAAAUCUAUCAUGCUAGAAAAAGAAAUGGAAGAGUUAUCAAAAAUUAUUGUCAAAGUAUGUAAAUUUUUAAUCCUGUAUAUAUUUUAUUUUAGAGUAAAAUUUGUCUUGUUUGUUACCAAUUUUAAUGAAAUGGAAAGAAAGUAAAAUCAAAAACUCAAAGAGUCUUCUAAAAUUCUGGAUGCAUAAGAAGACAAACCUCGACGUGUAACAAUGCCUAAACCAAAGAACGAUCACAUAGAGAAAACAGCAAAGUUAAUAUUCAAAAACUCCAGAAACACUAUAAAUACAUACUCGAAGACGUAUUCUGGUGCAUCGCAGAUUUAUACAAAAAGUCUAAUUCUACGACUAAAACAGAAUAUACCCAACGCAGAAUACUAUCAAGAAAAUGGCCGAGUUAAACGAGAUUUAAGCAUAGAAACAGAUAUUUGCAUUUUGAGAGGAUACUAUAAGAAAAGAAGAAAUAGAUUUAUUAAUCGUGGAACUGUUUCCACGAAAUCUAAAUAUUCUGUUAAUCGUACUGAAAUAGAUACUAUCGAUGAAUUUAAAUAUGACAGCAGUGCUUGCGGAGACAGUAAAGGAAGUGUGAAAUUAAAGAAUGCACAUUUCAAUGUAAACCUAACCUCAUUCGUUCUACGGAACCUAAAAAAACUAUUGAAUGACUGGGUUAAAAAAUACUUGUUGGAUAGCGAUGAGACAAACGAAAAAAUCGAAACGGUUCUUGAUUCAAUAUUACAUAAGCUAGAUGUUCAAAUAAAAGACACCGUGUCUUCACUUACCUACACUGUAGAUAUAGAAGUAAUAGAUCAAGAACAAAAUCAAAUAUCCCAUCACAUAAAAUCCCAAGCCGCUAAACACAGGCAAAGACAAGGAAGUCUGAGUGUACCUUUACUUGGUAAAAGCUUUAGGAUUCUGUCCACCCUUAGUGUCCCUAAAAACAUAAAUAGGCCUAAAACUUCAAAAUGUUCCUGGAGCCAACUGAACAAAAUUCGUCAUAAGAAGAUUUUAUUGUCGAAUAAUGGAUCAAGCAAGUAUCUAUUUACUUAUUCUAGUUUAAACUUUUUAACACUUCCAACGAAUUGUUUGACAAAACGUUGCGCCACGUACCAACAAGAUAUUCCCAGGAAAAAUAAAUACCAACAAAAAUGUCUUGUUACACCAGAAAAUUUUGACAGUUUUACAGCAAAUUCAGCGUUUGAUACUAUUCCAAGUAUUUAUAAGAAUAUAUACAAAGAACUUAGACAUAAAGGACUUCAUGAUUCCAGAACCAGCGAUCGAAGUAAAAAGAAUGUACAUGAACAAAAUAAUAGUGAACCAUUAGCAUCUAUUGAUUUUAAGAAUCAAAGUUGUCAUUUUCUUAAAAAUAAGCAAAUACAAGAAACAGAACAGACCAGUUCCUUAAUUAAAGCAAGUGUUGAUAAAAAAUUAAAGAAAGUUACUAGAAGACGUAAAAAAAGCAUUUCAAGCAAACAUAAAAAGUUCACAUAUUACUUUCGGAAAUCAAAAACCCAUACCCAACGGAAAAUAGAUCUGUUAUAUCAUUUUCAAAGUAUUUUUGAAAUGAUUUCUUCUCAAAAAGGGGGAGAUGUGAAAUUAGACAUUCACGUAAAUGUGUUUCCUUUAAGUGAUAGUAAAACAGGAAAAGAUGCAGUUAAUACUUGUGAGUAUUCAUAUCCACUCAUCAGCGCUAACAUGAAUACACCGGUUAAUCCAAACACUGUAUACGGUGACUCAGUGCAUCAUGAAAAUAACAUUAUACCAUUGCUCGAUGGAGCUGUUAGCCAAGCUAAAUAUAUUAUGAAUGGAGAAACAUCCACAGGAAGCUCUGGAAAUAACAAUCCUAAAGACAAUAAAGCUAGUAAUUAUAUUGAUGAAAAUACAGAAAUAGCUCAAGAAUUAAGUGAAAUCAAAAUGAUUAUCAAAUCUUUAGCAAGUACUAUGGAAAAGUUUUUUAACGAACAUAUUACUAAAAGAAGUAAAAACAAAGAUAUUUCAAGCAGUCAUAAAGAUAACACGAAAGAAUAUCUAGUAGAAAAUUUAGCUAAACCAUCUAUAGGUGUUCAAUUUUCAAACAGAUUUGUACAAGAUGAUGACGAUUCCGGAAUAAAACUGAAAAAAGACCCCAAAAAGAAACACACAGAAUAUAACCCCUGUCUUAUUAAAAGAAGUACUUCAUAUAACAUUAUAGAUAGUGAAUCUAUACUUAAAGUCACUGAUUUGACUUCCGCAGUUAAAGGUGAAACUAAUGCCAGAAGCAGAGUAGAUAAUGCUUUAACAUGUUCUUUGCCGAAAACAAAAUCAUUAUUCGAAGUAUCUUGUGCGAAAUGCGAUGAAAAAUCGUCAGCUAUUCACUACGAUGACUUAAUGAAACAAGAGUAUAUUUACAAUGUUUGUGAGCGUAAACACAGACCUUAUUCUCCAGAUAAAGAUACAUUUCAGCAUGUAAAACCACCAUUCGAUGAAGGUGAUACAAAAGUUGAAGAAAAACUAGAACGGACUCAAAGCGUAAAAUCGGUAAACCGCGGCGAUAACGAGAAGUGCAGCUCAACUAUUUUUAUAGACAUCGAAACAAAAACACAUGGCAAGAAAAUUACUAUUCGACCUCGUACUGGAAUAAGAUUUUGCGAGGGCUGUUGUUAUUGCAUUUUGCUUUGGAUUCCAGUUCUUGUGAUUUUAUGGUUAUUCCACGAAUAUGUUUUGAAACACUAUCUACCGGAAGAUUUUUCACUACGUAGAUUAUUAAGGUCAAAGAGAGAUUAUAUUAAUGAUACAUAUUUACGCCUUACACUUGCUGAUUUGGGGUUUUAAUUGAUUUGUUAAAAAUAUAUUACUUUUUAA
Molecule: messenger RNA, 2850 nt
Organism: Maniola jurtina (meadow brown)
Lineage: Eukaryota; Metazoa; Arthropoda; Insecta; Lepidoptera; Nymphalidae
Exons: 2
Coding region: 226-2820 (864 amino acids)
Source: RefSeq, a predicted model, not a curated record